Nymphaea colorata (pocket water lily) is the source of this 2341-nucleotide messenger RNA. Its product is annotated as O-fucosyltransferase 20-like. The transcript is spliced from 6 exons. Bases 240 to 1886 code for a protein of 548 amino acids. Gene Ontology annotation, cellular component: cytoplasm. The record is from RefSeq and is a predicted model, not a curated record. Lineage: Eukaryota; Viridiplantae; Streptophyta; Magnoliopsida; Nymphaeales; Nymphaeaceae.
UGUUCACUCGUCACUCUUCUUCCUUCAUAAGAGGGACGAAGUCGCAGAACGAAGAACUCUCUCUCUCUCUCUCUCUCUCUCUCUCUCUCUCCCCCACCCCCCCCCCCCACCUUGCUCGAAGAAGAAAGAAGGAGGCUGCUCUCUCUCUCGCUCUCUACAGCCUCUCUCUCUGUGACUCUAUCCCUUGCUCGAAGCUGUAGGAAGCAGGAAAUAGGAAGGCCGAGUUUUGUUGCGGAAAAAUGUGGCGAUCGAAGAACCAGAAGCAGCUCUCUUACAUCUCUGUCCCUGCCGAGUUCAUCCAGUCCUUCUCCUCCUCAUCUCUCAACUCGCUCCUCCUCUCCCCGAAGAAGAACCGCCGGGGAGCUCGCCUGUUCGCCGGAGGGAGGUUCUGGCUCGCCCUCUUCUCCCUCCUCACCUUCCUUCUCGUCCUCAUGGUCGGCUUCGACCUCGAUCCUUUCCUCCCGCCUUUCUCCUCCAAGCCUUGCACAACAGCCGAGGCCAUCUUCCCGUCCCAGAACGCCGCUGCGGAGGUUGACUCGAUCGCCCUGGCGACGCGCAUGGGCUUCGAGCCGCCGCUCCCGGCACACGAGCUUUCUGGAAUCGGAGCGGACGAAGUGGAGUUCUGGAAGCAGCCGGACGGGGAGGGUUACCGGCCGUGCCUCCGCUUCAGCGAUGAGUAUGGGAAGACGAGCGAGAUGGUGGCUCGGGAGAGGCGGAAGUUCCUCAUGGUUGUCGUCUCGGGAGGGCUCAAUCAGCAGAGGAAUCAGAUUGUGGACGCUGUCGUGAUCGCCAGGAUUCUCGGCGCGGCGCUCGUCGUUCCGAUACUUCAAGUCAACGUCGUCUGGGAGGACGAAAGCGAGUUCUCCGAUAUAUUCGACGUGGAGCAUUUCAAGAAGGCUCUGCAGGACGAUGUCCGAAUCGUAUCAUCUCUGCCUUCAACUCAUCUCAUGUCCCGGCCCGUCGAGGAGAAGCGUACGCCGGUUCACGUCUCGCCCCGGUGGAUUCGCUCCCGCUACUUGAAAAGGCUCAACAAAGAGGGCGUCCUUCUCUUGAGAGGCUUGGAUUCGAGACUGUCCAAAGAUCUACCUCCCGAUCUCCAAAAGCUUCGGUGCAAGGUGGCGUUUCAUGCAUUAAGAUUUUCGGCUCCGAUCAGAGAGAUGGGGAAUAGGCUUGCAGAAAGAAUGUGGCAGCAGGGGCCUUACAUUGCUCUUCACCUGCGAAUGGAGAAGGACGUGUGGGUGAGGACCGGUUGCCUUCCUGGUCUAAGCCGUGAGCAUGAUGAGAUGAUAACCCAAGAGAGGAUAUCUCGACCGGAGCUUCUCACGGGGAGAUCGAACAUGACCUACCAAGAACGGAAGCUGGCUGGGCUGUGUCCCUUGAAUGCCUUGGAAGUUGCUAGAUUGCUGAAAGCAUUGGGGGCACCAAGGAAUGCGCGGAUAUACUGGGCCGGAGGAGUUCCCUUCGGAGGCUUGGAAGCCCUUGAACCAAUUACCAGAGAAUUCCCUCAUUUCUACAAUAAGUACAACCUCUCUAUGCCUGGAGAGCUGGAGCCCUAUGCAAACAGAGCCUCCCUCCUUGCUGCCAUCGACUACAUCAUCUCUGUAAACAGUGACGUCUUCAUGCCUUCCCAUGGUGGGAACAUGGGGCAUGUAAUUCAGGGUCACAGGGCAUAUGCGGGCCAUCGGAAAUACAUAGUCCCGAACAAAAGGGUGAUGCUUCCGUACUUCCUCAACUCUUCUCUUCCCGAACUAGAAUUUAACAGAAUUAUAAAAGAGUUGCACCGGGAGUCGUUGGGACAACCUGAAAUCAGGACUCUGAAAGCGGGCCGGGAUGUUAUUGCGUAUCCAGUUCCAGAAUGCAUGUGCAAGUCCAAUUCGGCCAGUUAGAUUGGCGUCAUGCAUCUUAUUAAUGACAAGCAGCAGAUCACACAGAACGUGCAAAGUGAAGCCACUCUAAGCUCAUCAAGGUUUGUGGACGGUGACCACAUAUACAACAGAUGGUGGUUCUGGUCUUCAGAUCGGCGGCCGCCGGUGGCGGCAAUACACAUGAAACAAAAACAGCAGUUCAUACAAAAUUUUCACGUUAAGAAACUUGUUCUCCAGCAAUGUUUUGAGGCCUUGUUCUAGGCGAUGGAUUAGGUCUAUUUGGUUUAGGUCAAGUGGAGCAGUUGGUCGGUGAAGUGUAUUAGUUGGAAGGUGGGGGUGACGGUGCAUCCAGUUUGGUGUGCUUAAUUUAUUCGAUUUUUUUAUUCAGUUUGUUCAUUCUUUCUUAGGAUCAUAAAUAUUCUGUACAACAUUUUUUCAUUCUUUGUUAAUAAUUUUAUAUUUUUUGUGAUGUAUUA